Messenger RNA from Centruroides sculpturatus (bark scorpion), 623 nucleotides. Its product is annotated as ataxin-2-like protein. The record is from RefSeq and is a predicted model, not a curated record. Gene Ontology annotation, cellular component: cytoplasmic stress granule. The transcript has 4 exons. Gene Ontology annotation, molecular function: RNA binding. Gene Ontology annotation, biological process: cytoplasmic stress granule assembly. NCBI's taxonomy places the organism in Eukaryota, Metazoa, Arthropoda, Arachnida, Scorpiones, Buthidae. The coding region runs from base 21 to 596 and encodes 191 amino acids.
UCAUUAAAAUUCUUUUAUAGAUGGAUGUUGUAUUAGAGAUGGCUCGUUUAAUUGAUAACAAUCAGGCAGCAUCUUGUUUAUUCAAUGGAACCAUCUUACCUUUGAUGACUGAAGAUCUGAUCACAGAAAAACUCAUUUUUAAACUUCAUGACAUUGUUAUGUUAAGUGCAAUAAAUAUUGAUCUUGAUUAUGCAACUAAAGAUAAUUUUACUGAUGUUGCUAUCAGUAAAUUUAAUGGCCAAAUCACAGAAAAAGAAUUAGAGCCUUGGCAUGGAGCAAACAAUAAUGUAGAUAAAUUAUCAAGUUUGGAAGGAGAAAAUGAGGAUAAUAAUGGAUGGGAUGUAAAUGAUAUGUUUAAAACAAAUGCUGAAAAAUAUGGAGUGGUUUCUUCUUAUGACAACAGUCUUCAGGGAUAUACUGUCAAACUUGAACAUAAAAAUACUGACGAAUAUAAGCAAAAAGAAGCUGAAGCUCUUAGAAUAGCUCAAGAAAUUCAGUCAAGUCCUUUGUACCAAGCACGUUUAUCUGCUGAAAAUGGAGAUGAAGAAGAUCAGUUUAGCGCUGUAGUAAGACCAGAUAAAAGAAAUCCAAAGUAAGUUGUUUAUUUUAUAUGUAUUUGUAAA